AUGCCCCCCGCCCAGCCGCGCCCCACGCGGGGCCGGAUGCGGAUCCACUGCCUGGAGAACGUGGAGAAGGCGCUGCGCUUCCUGCGGGAGCAGCGCGUGCACCUGGAGAACGUGGGCUCGCACGACAUCGUGGACGGCAACCCCCGCCUGACCCUCGGCCUGGUCUGGACCAUCAUCCUGCGCUUCCAGAUCCAGGACAUCAGCGUGGAGACUGGGGACACUCGGGAGAGGAAAUCGGCCAAGGACGCGCUGCUGGCCUGGUGCCAGAUGAAAACCGCGGGUGUCUCAGUGGUCAGUGGUUAUGGGUCAGUGGUCAGUGGUCAGCGGUCAGUGUCUCAGUGGUCAGUGGUCAGCUGUCCGGUCGCCCCCAGGCCGGAGCUGCUGGAUGUGGGGUCCCUGCGCGGAGCCAACGCCCUCCACAACCUGCAGAGCGCCUUCGCCGUGGCCGAGCGCGAGCUGGGGGUCACUCGGCUGCUGGACCCCGAGGAUGUGGCCGUGGAGCAGCCGGACGAGCGGUCAGUGCUGACCUACGUGGCCGCGCUCUACCAUCACUUCUCCAGGAUGAAGGCGCUGGCCGUGGAGGGAAAACGCGUCGGGAAGGUGCUGGAGGCGGCGCGCGAGGCCGAGGGCCUGGCCGGCCGUUACGAGGCGCAGGCGGCCGAGCUGCUGGGCUGGAUCCAGCGCUCGCUGCUGCUCCUCACCGACCGGCGCCUGCCCCGCGGCAUCCCCGGCCUGCAGGGGCAGCUCCAGGCCUUCAGCGCCUACCGCACCACCGAGAAACCCCCCCGGUUCGAGGACAAGGGCUCCCUGGAGGUGCUGCUGUUCUCGCUCCGGAGCCGCCUCCGCGCCAACAACCAGCGGCAGUUCGUGCCCAGGGAGGGGACACACAGCGCUGACAUCAACAGGGCGUGGGAGCGGCUGGAGAAGGCGGAGCACGGCCGGGAGCUGGCGCUGCGCUCGGAGCUGCUCCGGCAGCAGCACCUGGAGCAGCUGGCGGCGAGGUUCCACCGCAAGGCCGCCCUCAGGGAGACCUGGCUGGGGGACAACCAGCGCCUGGUGGCACAGGACAAUUUCGGGGGGUCCCUGGGGGGGGUCGAGGCCGCGCUGCGCAAGCACGAGGCCAUCGAGAGCGACAUCGCCGCCUACGGCAGCCGCGUGCGCGCCGUCACCGCCGUGGCCGCCGAGCUGGAGGCCGAGCGCUAUCACGACAUGGGCGGCAUCGCGACACGGCGCGACCACGUGGUGUCGCUUUGGGAGGCGCUGCGGGCGCAGGUGGCGGCGCGGCGAGAGCGGCUCCGGGCGCACCUGGAGCUGCAGCGGCUCCUGCGCGACCUGGAGCACCUGAUGGGCUGGAUGGAGGAGAUGGAGGUGCGGCUGCAGUCGCGGGAUUUCGGGCAGCACCUGAGCCAGGUGGACGAUCUGCUGCAGAUCCACGCCCUGGUCGAGGGGGACGUGGCGGCCCAGGCCGAGAGGGUCCGGAGUGUGGGGGCGGCGGCCGAGCGCUUCCUCGGGGAGGGGGGCGGGUACCGCCCGUGCCCCCCGGAGCAGCUGCGGUCCCGCGUGGCGGCUCUGGAGCUGCGCUACCGGGGGCUCUCGGCGCUGUCGGCGCAGCGGCGGCUGCGGCUGGAGCGCUCCCGGCGCCUCUGGAAGUUCCUGUGGGACGCGGGCGAGGAGGAAGCCUGGAUGCGGGAGCAGGAGCGGCUCCUGCGCUGCCCGGAGCUGGGCCGGGACCUGCCGGGAGCCCUGCGGAUGCUGAGCCAGCUCGAGGCCAUCCGAGGGGCGCUGGGGGGACGAGCGGGGCCGCUGCAGCAGCUGCUGGAGCGGGGCCGGGAGCUGCUGGCGCAGGGAGCCCCCGACGGAGCCGCGGGAUCCGUGGAAGCCAGCCCUGGAUCGGUGGAACUGGAGUCGCUCUGGGCGGCGCUGCCGGUGCUGGCCGGGGCCCGGGAGCGGCGGCUCCGCGCGGCCGCGGGGCGAUUCCAGCUGGACGCGGAGGCGGCCGAGGCCGAGGCGUGGCGGGCGGCCGCCGCCCGGCGAGUGGAGGGGCCGGAGCUCGGGCACGACGAGCGCUCGGCGGGGAUGCUGGAGCGGCGGCUGCGGGAGCUGCAGGACGAGCUGCGGCGGCGCGGGGCAGCGCUGGCGGCGCUGCGGGAGCAGGCUCUGCCCGGAGAUGCCGCCGACGUUCCCGACGUGGUGCCGGGGCUGGCGGAGCGGCUGGCGGAGCUGGAGCGGCGGCACCGGGAGCUGGAGGAGCGGGCGGAGCUGCGGCGCCUGGAGCUGCGGGACGCGCUGGGAUUGUUCUCGGCGCGCAGCGAGGCCGAUGCCUGCGCGCUCUGGGUGGGCGAGAGGGAGCAGUGGCUGCUCUCCAUGGAGAUUCCCGAGCGGAUCGAGGACCUGGAGGUGGUGCAGCAGCGGUUCGAGACGCUGGAGCCGGAGCUGGCGGCGCUGGCGGCGCGCGUGGCCUCCGUGGGCCGCGUCACGGAGGAGCUGCAGGGAUCCGGGGACAGGAACCGGGAGAGCGCCCGGGAGACCUGGGAGCAGCUCCGGGACAGGUGGGAGCGGUUCCGGGCGCUGGCCGAGCGCAAGAAGGUGGCGCUGACCGCGGCGCUGAACAUCCACAAUUUCCGCCUGGAAUGCCACGAGACGCGGGGCUGGAUGCGGGAGAAGACGGCGGCCAUCGAGGCCACGCGGGGGCUGGGCCGGGACCUGGCGGGGAUCACGGCGCUGCAGGCGAAGCUGUCGGGGAUGGGGCGCGACCUGGACGCCAUCCAGGGCAAGCUGCGGGAGCUGCGGGCCGAGGGCGAGAAGCUGCAGGGGGAGCAGCCGGAGCGAGCGCCCGAGAUCCGCGAGGAGCUGGCGGGGCUCGAGGCCGAGUGGGACGCGCUGCGCCGGUGCCACCGGAGCCGCGAGGAGUCCCUGGGGCAGGCGCGGCGGCUCCAGGGCUUCCUGCGGGACCUGGCGGCGCUCCAGGCCUGGCUGUCCCGCACCCGCGCGGCCGCGGGCUCUGAGGAUGUCCCCGCGUCCCUGGCCGAGGCCGAGGGCUCCCUGCGGCAGCACGAGAGCCUCCGCACCGAGAUCUCGCACUACGGCGCCGAUUACCGGAGCGCCCGCGCCGCCGGGCGGGAGGUGACGCGGGGACAGACGGACCCGCAGAGCCUGUCCCUGCUGCAGCGCCUGGAAGCGCUGGAUGCCGACUGGGAAGAGCUGGGCCGGGUCUGGGAGAAGCGGCAGCGGCUCCUGGCCCAGGCUGUCGCUUUCCACGUGUUCCUGCGGGACGCCAAGCAGGUGGAGGGGACGCUGGGGAAGCAGGAGCACACGCUGGCCCACACGGAGCUGCCGGGCACGGUGCCGGGCGCGGAGGCGGCCGUGCGGAGGCUGGAGGAGUUCCUGGCCGCGCUGGACACCGGCACCGAGCGCGUCCGGGCGCUCACGGACACCGGGCGGAAGCUGCUGGACGAGGGCGGCGUCCACGCGGAAAAGGUGCGGGAGACGGUGGAGUCGGUGGAGAGCAGGCACCAGAAGAUCCGGGAAUCGGCCCAGGAGCUGCUGGGGCGGCUGCGGGAUAACUGGGAGCUGCAGAAGUUCCUGCAGGAUGGGCAGGAGCUGACGCUGUGGCUGAACGAGAAGCUGCCGGUGGCUCGGGACGUGUCCUACGAGGGCACGCGGGACCUGCAGGGCAAGUGGCAGAAGCACCAGGCCUUCGCCGCCGAGCUCGCGGCCAACCGGGGCUGGCUGGAGGCGCUGGAGAAGGACGGCGAGCAGCUGGCGCGGGCGCGGCCGGCGCUGGCCGGACAAGUGACCGCGCCCCGGCAGGAGCUGCGGGCGCUGUGGGCGCAGGUGGAGGCGGCGGCGGCCGCCAAGGGCCGGGGUUUGGCCGAGGCCGCGCGCGCCGAGAGCUGCGCCCAGGCCUGCGCCGGCCUGCGCUCCUGGCUGGCCGGGGUCCGCGCCCAGCUCCGCUCCGGCCACUGCGGCCAGGACCUGACCAGCGUCGGGGUCCUGCUGACCCGGCACCAGCUGCUGGAGACGCAGGCGGCGCUGCGGGAGCAGGAGGUGGGGGCGCUGCGGGCGCAGGCCGGGGGGCUCAGCCCGGGGCACCCCCGGAGCGCGGGGGUGCAGGAGCAGGUGCGGGAGCUGGAGCAGCAGUUCCGGGAGCUGCGGGAGCCGCUGCGGGAGCGCGGGCGGAGCCUCGCGGCCGCCAGGGAGCUGCACCAGUUCCGCAGGGACCUGGAGGACGAGCUGCUGUGGGUGCAGGAGCGCCAGGCCCUGGCCACGUCCACGGACCACGGCAAGGACCUGCCCUCGGUGCAGCUGCUGCUCCAGAAGAACGAGACGCUGCAGAAGGAGCUGCAGGGCCGCGAGCGCCGCGUGACGGAGCUGCUGGAGCGGGGGGUGCCCGGCACGGGGGUCCCCGACUCGGGGGUACCCGGGGGGGUGCCCGGGGGGGUCCCGGCGCUGCGGGAGGCCUGGAGGGAGCUGCGGGAGCAGGCGGCGCGGAGGCAGAGGCGCCUGGAGGCCGCCCUGGCCGCCCAGCGCUUCCUGCGCGACGCCGCGGCCGCCGAGGCCUGGCUGGGCGAGAGGGAGCUGCACAUGCUGGCCCAGGACAAGGCCAAGGACGAGCCGGGCGCCCAGGCCAUGCUGAGCCGGCAGCUGGGGCUGGAGCAGGAGCUGCGCGACUACGGCGGCACCGUGGAGCUGCUGGCCCAGCAGGGCCGGGCCAUGGCGGCCAGCGGCCACCCCGACGGCGAGCGGCUCCGUGCCCGCGCCGCGCAGGUGCAGCGUCUCUACGCGGGGCUGUGUCACCUGGCCGGGGACCGCAGGGCCACCCUGCAGGGCCACCACCGGCUGUGCCAGCUGCGCCGCGACCUCGAUGACCUGGAGCAGUGGAUCUCGGAGCGAGAGGUGGUGGCGGCGUCCCGGGAGCUGGGACAGGACUUCGAGCACGUCACGCUGCUCCGGGACAAGUUCCGCGAGUUCUCCCGGGACACGGGCGGGCUGGGCCAGGAGCGGGUGGACGCGGCCAACGCGGCGGCGGCGGCGCUGAUCGCCGGGGGCCACCCCGAGCGCGCGGCCGUGGCCCAGUGGCAAGCGGGGCUCAACGAGGCCUGGGCCGAGCUGCUGGAGCUGGUGGCCACGCGGGCGCAGGAGCUGGCGGCCGCGCACGAGCUGCAGCGCUUCCGCCGCGACGCGCGGCAGGUGCUGGCGCAGCUGCGCGCCAAGGCCCGGCAGGUGCCCGAGGAGCUGGGCCGCGACCUGAGGGCGGCCGAGGGGCUGGAGAGGCAGCACCGCGCCUUCGAGCACGACGUGCAGGCCCUGAGCGCGCAGGAGGUGGCUGUGAGUGACAGCCGUGCAGGAGGCCGCGGGCCGUCUGUCACACCUGUCAUACCUGUCACACCUGUCCCAUGUCACACGGUGGCCGCGGCCUGGGCCGAGCUCCGCGGGCGCUGCCAGCGCCGGCGCCGCCUGCUCGGGGACAGCGUGGAGCAAUUCCGGUUCCUCCGCGCCGCCCGCGACCUCCGGCUCUGGAUGGACGGCGUGAACCUGCAGCUGCAGGCCCGCGAGCGGCCCAGGGAUGUCACCGCGGCCGAGCUGCUGAUCCAGCAGCACCAGGGGCUGCGGGCGGAGCUGGAGGCGCGCGAGGGCUCCUUCGGGGCCUGCGUGGCCGCGGCCACCGCGCUGCUGCAGCGCGGCCACCACGAGGCCGACAAGCUGUCCCAGGAGCUGGCCGAGCUCCAGGAGCGCCGCAGGGACAUCGGGGAGCGCUGGCAGGACAAGCUGGAGUGGCUGCAGACUGUGCUGGAGGUGCUGGUGUUCGGGCGCGACGCGGCGGCGGCCGAGGCCUGGCUGGCCAGCAGGGAGCCCCUGGCCCGCGCCCCCGAGCUGGGCUCCAGCCUGGCCGAGGCCGAGACCCUCCUCAAACGGCACCAGAGCUUCCAGAAGGCCGCGGCCGCCUGGGAGGAGAGAUUCGCUGCGCUGAGCCGCCUGACCACGGUGGGGACACGGGGACAGGGGGAGCCCCCGGCCCUCAACGGGAUCCGCCCCGACGGCGCCGCGGGCCAGGUCCCCAGAGGGGCGCAGGAGGGGGGGCCCGGCCCGGGGGGAGGGGCGGCCACGCUGCCCCCCCGCGCCCCUCCCCCACCCGAGACCCUCGAGGGGGGGCUGUGCCGGAAACAGGAGCUGGAGGCGCCCGGCAAGAGAGCCACCAACAGGUCCUGGCAGAGCCUGUACUGCGUGCUGCGGGGGGGGGCCCUGAGCGUGUUCAAGGACGCGCGGGGGGCGGGCGCGGGGGUCCCGUACCACGGCGAGCCCCCCACCCCCCUGCGCGGGGCGCGCUGCCAGCCCGCCACGGCCUACCGCAAACGGAAACACGUCUUCAGGCUGGGGCUGAGCGAUGGGAAGGAAUUCCUGUUCCAGGCUAAGGACGAGGCCGACAUGGCCCCGUGGCUCCGGGGGAUCGAAGCCGCCGCCGGCGCCGCGCCGGGCCCGGGGGGGCUCCGGGAGGGUUCGGGGGUCCCCGGGGGUCCCCCCAAGGGGAUGUCGAGGGCUCUGAGCCUCCCCCCGGUGCCCCCCCCGGCCGAGGGAGCCCCCCGGGCCCGCGAGCCCAAGGAGAGGGAGAAACGCUUCAGCUUCUUCAAGAAGAACAAGUAG
Molecule: messenger RNA, 6642 nt
Organism: Onychostruthus taczanowskii (white-rumped snowfinch)
Lineage: Eukaryota; Metazoa; Chordata; Aves; Passeriformes; Passeridae
Product: spectrin beta chain, non-erythrocytic 2-like
Exons: 32
Coding region: 1-6642 (2213 amino acids)
Biological process (GO): actin cytoskeleton organization
Cellular component (GO): plasma membrane; cell junction; cortical actin cytoskeleton
Molecular function (GO): actin filament binding; phospholipid binding
Source: RefSeq, a predicted model, not a curated record